UGGGAAGUGUAUGCGGAAGUGCGUGCGUCGUUGUAGUUUUACGGAGGAGUGAGGGGAUCCCGUGUUUUGGUUGCGCGUUUACCCGUUUUUACCUUAUUUUUGGGGUUUUUUUUGACGUCAGACCGGCGGAGGAUCGGGGGCACGGAUGCGGGGAGAGGAGUCGUCGGAUUCGGAGAGCGGCAGGAUGGAGGAGAGCUCGGCGCGGCGCAGUUUGGAAGCCCUCUGUCAGGAGUUAAACCUGGACGAACAAACCGCGACAGAGGCCAUGGAAAACUUCACUGCCAUCUGCAACACGUACACUCUGGAGGGGGAGGUGGUGCACUGGCUGGCCUGUGCUCUGUACGCUGCCUGCAGGAAAAGCUCUGUUCCCACUGUGGGAAAAGGCCUGAUGGAGGGGAACUGUGUGUCUCUUACCAGGAUCCUGCGCUCCUCCAAACUCAGGUUCCUGAUCCAGUUCUUCUCAAAGAUGAAGAAGUGGGCGGACAUGUCGAACCUGCCGCAGGACUUCAGGCUGAGGAUGGACCGUCUAGAGAGGAACUUUGAGGUUUCCACUGUGAUCUUCAGGAAGUUUGAGCCCAUUUUUAUGGACAUGUUUCAGAACCCCCAGGGAGCUGAGCCGCCACGGCAGCCGCGCAGCCGCAAACACAGACGGCUGCCCUGUCACAUCAGUGAUGUGUUCAAAUUCUGCUGGACUUUGUUUGUUUACACUAAAGGGAAUUUCCGUAUGAUUGGUGAUGACCUGGUGAACUCGUAUCACCUACUGCUCUGCUGUUUGGACCUGGUCUUUGGCAACGCUCUGCUUUGUUCAAACAGGAAAGAUCUCAUCAACCCCACAUUCAAAGGCCUCCCUCCUCAGUACAGGCUGCUGGAUGGGCCCGUCCUGGAUGAACCUCCUCCAUGUGUUUUGGACAGACUGUGUGAGCUCCACGAUGGGCUGGUGGUGGAGGCCAAAGGAAUCAAACAGCACUACUUUAGACCGUACAUCCAGAAGCUCUUCGACAAAGGGAUCCUCAGGGGAAAUGAGGACUAUCUGACUGACAUGUUGGACCCUCACAACUUUAUUGAUAACAAUAAAGCCAUGAACCGGGAGUAUGAGGAGUACGUUCUGACAGUGGGGGACUUCGAUGAGCGAGUGUUUCUUGUAGCAGAUGCCGAUGAGGAAAUUGGGACUCCCAGAAAAGCAGUUCAUGAACCUCUCCACACGGCAGCGCACAGCCAACUUCAACAACACUUCGAGAAGUCGGGAUCUCUGGCGCCCUCUACGCCUCUGACAGGGCGAGUUUACCUGAAGGAGAAGGACCUCCUGGUCACGCCGGUGUCGUCUGCUACUCAGAGUGUCAGCCGGCUGCAGAGUAUGGUGGCCCGUUUGAGGACAGCCCCCAGUGAAAACCUACUUCAGAUAUUUAAGUCCUGCACCCGAGAUCCCACAGACGGCAUUUUGGCUCGAGUCAAAACAUUGGGACAAACUUUCAAAGAACAUUACACCAACGACUCUGACGACUCUCCAGGAUCACAUAUAGACUUUGCAGAAAAUCGACUCAAGUUGGCUGAAAUCCUCUACUACAAGAUCCUAGAAAAUGUCAUGGUUCAAGAGACCAAACGCCUACAGGGAAAAGACAUGAGUGUGUUGCUGGAGCAGGACAUGUUCCACUGCUCGCUGAUGGCCUGCUGUCUGGAGGUGGUGCUCUUCUCGUACAGUUCUCAGAGGACCUUCCCCUGGAUCAUCAACGUCUUUAAACUACCUCCAUUUUACUUCUUCAAGGUGAUCGAGGUGUUCAUCAGAGCAGAGGAGGGCCUGUCCCGGGACAUGGUGAAGCACCUAAACUCCAUCGAGGAGCAGGUCCUGGAGAGUCGAGCCUGGACCUCAGACUCUGCCCUGUGGACCGCUCUGCAGGCCGCGGGCAACAAAGUGCCCACUGUGGAGGAGGUGAAUUUCUCCUCCAGCCUGGACACUGGCUCCAGCUCCACAGGGGGGAACAGUUCCUCAAACUCAUCCCAGCAACAGUCUCACCUGCCCAUGGUCGCCCUGUCCCCUAUCAUCCACCCGCGCAUCAGGGAAUUCAGAACCACCGUUGGCAGCUCAGUCAAAACUGUCCCCGCCUCCCCUCUGACCGUCCAUGACAGAUACAGCUCCCCCGCAGCAGGAAGUGCAAAGCGUCGUCUUUUCGGCGAUGAUCCUCCGUCGACGGGGGCAACGACCAAUGGGAGCGUGAUGCCGUCUCCUGCUAAGAGACUGACCUUUGGAUCCACCAGUACGCUCAAGAUCGCCCCCCAGCCCCCCACACCAGGCACCGUGGUACUGCAAGGUUUGAAUACAGACCGCACCAUCACGCUGAUCCCAGUGCAGCAGGUGAACCCCUCAAACGCAGUCACUGCGCACUUCCUGCUCACUACGUCCCCAAGUCGGGUCAACGUGGCCCCCUCGACCUCUGACCCCCAGGCAGGGAAGCCGCGGCGCACAGGCUCACUGGCUCUGUUCUUUAGGAAGGUGUACCAUUUGGCCAGCGUGCGUCUGCGUGACCUCUGUCUGAAGCUGGACGUCAGCUCGGAGCUGAGGGGGAAGGUCUGGACCUGUUUUGAACACGCUCUGGUUCACUGCACCGACCUCAUGAAGGACAGACAUCUGGACCAACUGCUCCUCUGCAGCAUCUACAUCAUCUCUAAGGUGACCAAAGAGGCAAACACCUUUCAGGACAUUAUGAAGUGUUACCGAAGCCAACCUCAGGCCAACAGCCAUGUGUACCGGAGCGUUCUGAUUCGUCGCGCCUCCAGAGAGCAGGUGCCAGAUGAAAACAUGGAGGUGGACCCGGCCUCUGGAGGAGAAUCUGCGGAGAAGAGCAGUCAGGGCUCGGGGACUGACCAAUCAGGAGAGGAGGAGCGUGGUGACCUCAUCCAGUUCUACAACUCCGUGUUUGUGCUCAAGAUGAAGAGUUUUGCCCUCAGAUACGCCAGUCAUGACAACAAGUCGGAUGCCCCGCCCCUGUCCCCGUUCCCCUCGGUGCGAGCGCAGCCUCUGUCUCCUCGGAGGAUUUCUCAAAGACAUUCUCUGUAUGUGUCUCCUCACAAAAACUCCCCCAGCUGUCUGUCCCCCAACUCUUACACCUACCGCAUCAACAACAGCCCCUCGAAGGAGUUGUCAGACAUAAACCGUAUGAUCCGUCAGGGCUGUGUGAGCCGUAAGAGGGCCUUUAACAUCGAUGGCGACGUUACGAUGUCAUCGUCGUGCGACUCUCCCAGUAAGAGGGUGUGUCCUGAGAACGGCAGCAGUCCUGAUGUUCUGCUGAAGAGACUACAGGACGUGGUGUCCGAGAGGCAGAGUCACUGAGCCCUUGUAUUUAUAUGAGAUAAGUGUUGGGUUUGGGUUUAACAUAAUCAAGUAUUAUGGUUUCUACAUAUUUAUUGUCUUUCUACUAUGACCUAAGGGACAUGUGACUAUGUGAAUGUCGUCCUUUUAUAAACAGUUUUUCAUCUGUUCUUUUACUAACGUACCAAAUUUAAACAGCAAGAACUACAUAGUCCAAAUAUGUAAAUUGAUAAACUGAAAUUCCAAUUUUUCGUCAAGUUAUACCACAAAAAAAAGGCUGCCAUCUUCAAACACAAAUAUAUUCAAUAUUGUCAAAUUAUGACACGUAUCAAAUGUUUGAUAUAAAAUACAAAACAUGCUAAACAAUAUUGGGCUAUGUGGAGUUUUAUUCGCUGCUUUUGACAAUUUGACAUUGAACUAAAAUAACAGACCAUUUGACUCUUAGUUUAUUUUUUUCCCCCAAAGAUUUCUAAUUACUUUUAUUAAAUUAGCAAAACUCACACCAGCUACUGACAUUACACCAAACCUUAACCACUUAAGCACAGUAUUAACAGCAAUAACAUUUUACUCUUCCUUUUAUCUUUUUAUUCCAGAGAAUACAUCUAGUUUGACAGACUGUUGUAUUUUGGUCCUUCUAAAACCUGUAAAUAGUUGUCUUUAACAAAUGAAUGAAUCCAGUUUUAAUCUCCUUUAGUUCUUUGUGCUGCAGGACAAUGUGUAUUUUAAUAUUUGUACUUUCUUGUCUCGAGCUGUUAUGGGCUAAUUGUAUGUCAAAAUGCUGAUCACCGGCAUAUUUGUGUGUAAUUGUGUAGCAUCUACACAACCUUUUAUUCCUGUUUUACUAAUACGAGUCCUGUGUUGGAAAUAUGACUUGGUGUAAUUGAAAUUGUUUAUUUUUUCACUAUAAAAGGCAAUAAUGAUUCACACUUCACACUCAUGUUCAACAAAGCACAACUGUAUUUUCUGUAAGACAAGUUUUACAAUAAAUUUCCUUUAUAAAUGUUG
Messenger RNA from Boleophthalmus pectinirostris (great blue-spotted mudskipper), 4309 nucleotides. RefSeq names its product retinoblastoma-like 1 (p107) (gene rbl1). Gene Ontology annotation, cellular component: transcription regulator complex; chromatin; nucleus. Gene Ontology annotation, molecular function: RNA polymerase II transcription regulatory region sequence-specific DNA binding. The record is from RefSeq and is a predicted model, not a curated record. Gene Ontology annotation, biological process: negative regulation of G1/S transition of mitotic cell cycle; regulation of transcription by RNA polymerase II; cell differentiation. The transcript is spliced from 22 exons. The coding region runs from base 146 to 3325 and encodes 1059 amino acids. NCBI's taxonomy places the organism in Eukaryota, Metazoa, Chordata, Actinopteri, Gobiiformes, Gobiidae.